Notechis scutatus (mainland tiger snake) is the source of this 1813-nucleotide messenger RNA. The record is from RefSeq and is a predicted model, not a curated record. NCBI's taxonomy places the organism in Eukaryota, Metazoa, Chordata, Lepidosauria, Squamata, Elapidae.
AUAACUCUGAUUACAGCAACUAACAAGUAUAGGUCCGAACAAUUUCUGUCUUGAAAUUUUUUGCACUAUAGGUUUCAGGUUUCUUCAAUUUUGACAGCUGAGUCUAUACCUACUACAAAAGAAUAACUUUCUAGCUGUUCUACCACAGAGAUCUAGCAGUGUCCAGCUGAAUAACCUUCUGAAAUUGGUAUUGCCAGAUUUUUUCCUUCACUGGUAUCCACUGGUAGAGGAUAGUUAGCAUGGAUUUUGUGAGAAAGAGAACCAUCUUAAUUAAGUUUUCCUCCAUUAAAGACACUAAAGAAAAUAUAUAAUGGACAUUAAGGAAAGAGUGGCAAGGAUAGUGCUAACACCCAGCAAUUGAAAUUUCCAUUCCAUAAACAUAAUUUCUUUUGUUUCAGAAGUAUCUCGUCCCAGGUUAUUAUUUUUAUGCUCCAUAUUAUUUUCCUGUUCUUCUCUUAAUCUGGAGUUGUGAAGCCUGAAACAGUUUGCUGAAUUCAGAAUUUGUGUCAGAAGCAUUAACACACACAUUAAUAGGUUUUUGAAAUUUAUUUUCCUCACUUUCUGUAAGCUGCUGUUUAUAGAAUGUUCCUGGUUCAUGCUUUCUCCCAUGCUGUGACACUAGCCAUUAUAAUCACUGUGAUGGCUGAAGAAAAGACUUGUGACCUUCUUGGGGAACGGGAACAAGAAUCUUCAAAAGAAGUAGCAUUGAUGAACAGACUGAAGCCACUUUUCAAUCAAAGUUUUGAAACAGAAAGCAAGAAUGGUGAUGGCCAGUACAUUUACAGACUGAGGAUAUGUCGGGAAGUCUUCAGCAAUAUGACCAAUUCUGGUCUGGUGCAGAUCAGCAAGAUAGACAACAAACAAAAAGUAAUAGGACGAAUCAAUGAGACCCAUCUUGCAAAUGGAACUAGCUGGAUUUUGCUGAUCUAUCAGGGUGGCGAUCCCUAUGGUAGCCAUUGCACACAGGAAGACAGGAAAGCUUUAGUAAUGAUUAUCUGCAACCGAACAACAUUAGCAACUGGCUUCACCAUGGUGGCAGAAGAGAGGGAGAAGAUAAAGCAAUGUUCCUAUGUUUUUGAGUUAGAGAGCAGCUUGGCUUGUCCUCUGGAAGAAUUGCAUCACAAUGUGCACCGUCACCUUAGUAUUGGCUCUAUACUGCUAAUCACAUUUUCCUCACUGAUUGCAGUAUACAUUAUUGGAGGAUUCCUCUACCAGCGUCUGAUAGUAGGAGCAAAGGGCAUGGAACAGUUUCCCCAUUUUGCUUUCUGGCAAGAUCUUGGUAAUCUAGUAGCUGAUGGCUGUGAUUUCAUGUGUCGUUCUAGACCACAGAAUGUACCAGCUGCAUAUCGUGGUGUUGGUGAUGACCAGCUUAGAGAGGAAUCAGAAGAGCAAGAUGACCACUUGCUGCCCAUGUGAUCUUUACCUUUUAUUUGUGUAUAGUUCUUAAACAAAUGACAUCCAGUCAGUUUUCCCCUCAUCUAAUUAUCCUUGUAAGCCACUUGCUUUCACUUUAAAUACCCAUUAUUCUGCACACUAUUUUUCAUAUUUGUGAUAUAAAUAAAUUCUGUGCAAGUUUUAUGAACAUAAAGCUGUACUAAGGAGCUUUGGACUGACUACUCAGAACCAUUUUCCAAAAGGGAAGGGACAUGAGACGGUUUGACUAUACGCAGAAAAGAAAUAAUCAAUGGAAGAGGAAAGGGUUUGAAGUAAUGCUAAUUGAUUUGAGCUACAGUGACUAAAUGUACUUGCAUAUUUCCUACAGGCUUUAUUCUUAAAAAACACUGAUUUCUGAUUUUCAGUUAUGCAGUUAUAA